Molecule: messenger RNA, 2166 nt
Organism: Fusarium falciforme
Lineage: Eukaryota; Fungi; Ascomycota; Sordariomycetes; Hypocreales; Nectriaceae
Product: EST1-DNA-bind domain-containing protein
Exons: 3
Coding region: 1-2166 (721 amino acids)
Biological process (GO): nuclear-transcribed mRNA catabolic process, nonsense-mediated decay
Cellular component (GO): telomerase holoenzyme complex
Molecular function (GO): telomerase RNA binding; protein binding; telomeric repeat DNA binding
Source: RefSeq, a predicted model, not a curated record
AUGGCCAACAUCACAGACAAAUGGGUUGGAUACCUCCGUAACCGAGAUCGCCAGGGCAAGGAGGGGGAAUCGACCAACUUGACGACAUGCCCGGAGUGCAACGUCGAAAUUGGGAGCAUCGAGUCCUGGCGAGAGCACGUCGAAUCAAAUCCCCAACACCAGCAGAAAUGGCCUACCGAGGAGGAGGUAAAUUCUGCAUAUAGAAACCUAUACGUUCAGGCAUCGACCAAGCUCGAUACCUCGAGAAAUAACCGCAAGCGACAGGCCGGAGAGAACCCCGCGUCCAACAAUGUUGCCGAGCCUGAUGGUGACACGCGCGAGACUAAGCGCCGGUCUCCACCACCAACCAACCCUCCGACACCAUCAAGUCCUUCAAACAACCGGAGCAGAGCGCGCAAUGACGCUCGCAACGACCAGGCAAGACCUCACAAGAAUACCUCUGGGCGGCAACUCUGGACGGAGCAAGAUGGCAUACCUUCCAAGGCCCCUCAUCAGACUCGAGCUGUGCCCAUCCCCUCACAAAGACCAACACCUUCGAACCAGAACAGCAACAACAACCCCAUCACGGCACCACACAGUCCACCUCAGCCUGGGACAGAGGAUGACAAUACAUCAGUAAUGAUCCCCCAGCCAGAGACAAGGCCCAUUUCGCAAGAUCAGCUAGUUGCGGAAGUAAAGGGUAUAUACGCGGGCCUUGUUAUGGUCGAAACAAAAUGCAUAGAGGUCGAUAACGCACAAUCCUCUAAUGCCGAAUCCAAUCCCAAGCUUAAUAACGACCAGUGGCAAGCCCUGAUCGCUCUGCACAGAACGCUGUUGCAUGAGCACCAUGACUUCUUCCUUGCUAGUCAACAUCCCUCUGCUAGCCCUGCGCUUCGACGGCUAGCAUCUAAAUACGCUAUGCCUGCCCGCAUGUGGCGGCACGGCAUCCAUUCGUUUCUUGAACUUCUGAGACACAGACUUCCUGCGUCUUUGGAACACAUGCUUACGUUUUUGUAUCUGGCAUACAGCAUCGUUGCUCUCCUAUACGAGACUGUCCCUGCCUUUGAGGAUACAUGGAUCGAAUGCUUGGGAGAUUUGGGUCGAUAUAGAAUGGCCAUCGAGGACGACUGCAUCCGGGACCGCGAGACCUGGACUGGCGUCAGUCGCCAUUGGUACAGCAAGGCUUCUGACAAGUCUCCUACAACCGGUCGAUUGUACCAUCAUCUUGCUAUUCUUGCAAGGCCCAACGCCUUACAACAGCUUUCAUACUACACAAAGUCACUCUGUGUUUUGAUCCCCUUUCCCAGCGCCCGGGAGAGCAUCAUGACACUGUUUGACCCAGUAUUGAGCAAGAGCCCCAACCGCCUGGCGCCAAUCGACGCAGCAUUUGUGAGGGCUCAUGGCAUUCUCUUUUCCGGGAAGUCCAAGGAUAGGCUUCAAGAGUCGAUGGACGAAUUCAUUGGGCAGCUCGACAGCUAUAUUGGACGCGUAACAAAGAGGUGGCUGGACGCAGGAUAUUAUAUUGGCAUUUCUACUGGCUGCUCUCUUCUGGGCUAUGGCGCCGAAUCCAAUUUGCUUAUGCGGGCCAUGUCACAGAAGCCAGAAGAGACAGACGUUGCCAUGGACGGAAGCUCAAUCGUAGAGGCCAAUCCAGAUGAGAACUUCAAGCAGGCUCUUGACUUUGCGGUACGCAUCACCGAGACGGUAAUGCGGCGAUGGGGAGAUACCAACACGCUACCAUUCAUUCACACCAUGCUGGUAUUCAUGCACCACAUGACGCGAUUCCCAGGGGCCAUUUCCCAUAUUGAAGCAGCAUUCCCAUGGAAGCUGACUGCCCUGAUGCUCAAUUCUCAACUGGUAUCAUUAGAGGCCAACUAUGAAGUGCACUCUGAUUUCCGCCUGCCAGAGAAGGGCCAGCUUCCCCGCCCUUUGCCCGAAGAUUUUGCCAUGCGCGGGCUCAUCUACUCAGAAGACUACUUCCCUCAUGAAUGGUUCAAGAACGACAAAAUCGAUGAGGAUGAGAAGUAUUUUGAGCUGGGGUCGAUGGUGGAGGAGCGAAAGGACCGGAUCCUGACUCUGGGGUGCAAGAUUGCGACUUCAGGGUCUUGGCUCAUCUGGAACCCAGAGACACGCCAAUUCUCAGUGCCGGCCAAGUAUGAUGUGGAGCUGGAGGAUGUCCCCGUCUGA